Molecule: messenger RNA, 650 nt
Organism: Leptinotarsa decemlineata (Colorado potato beetle)
Lineage: Eukaryota; Metazoa; Arthropoda; Insecta; Coleoptera; Chrysomelidae
Product: vanin-like protein 3
Source: RefSeq, a predicted model, not a curated record
GACACACUAACGUUGUAGUAAACACUAACAAAUCUACUAUAAUAGAAGAGGUCUGCAAUGGAGAAUUGAGUAAACUGUGUUGUCGAUUCAACAUAACAGUCGAUAUUAAUGAAACAAUCCAGGGACAACAUGCUUACGUCUACCAAAUGGUGGUUUUUAGUGGAAUCAGGUCAUAUAAUGGUGGUACUGUUGAAGUAGGACUGGAAUUGUGUGGUGUGAUAGCAUGUUUGAAUGAUUCUCUUUCAUCAUGUGGCCAAAGGUAUUCAAACUACGAAGAUAUUGUUUGGCCUAUCACAUUCAAGAGUAUUAGUAUUUCUGCCACUUUUCCAGAUGAUUUGAAUAGAAUCCAGUACCCAAAUUCCCUAUUAUCAUCAUUGAGGCCCAUUCUACCCCGACACACGAUAUGGAAAAAAGAAAAAAUUGGAGGCCGUGUAGUGAGAACCCAUAUUCUGAAUGAGCCCCAAAAUAGGAUGCUUACUUUCGGUAUUUUUGGAAGGGAUUUCAAUAGAGAUUCUACAGUAUCUCCUAAUAAAUCAGCCGAAUUGCAGGCAUUGAGCUUUCCUUUGGUUCUGAGUAUUUGUCUAAUCUUAUAUUUGACUAUGUUUUAACCAUACAGACUUGACCUGUGAGCAAUAAAUAGAUGAGACUUG